Messenger RNA from Lathyrus sativus (Indian pea), 1257 nucleotides. Lineage: Eukaryota; Viridiplantae; Streptophyta; Magnoliopsida; Fabales; Fabaceae. The record is from the annotation of a GenBank genome assembly.
AUGGGGUUGAAACUAACAAAGCAGGGACCACCCAAAAUCAAUAGUCCAGCAAGUUUGGAAAUACAGCAUCGCAUGAUCCAUUACCUUACCAAGAAUUUCAUUCGAAACUUGGUAUCUAAGCAAAGAAGAAGAAUUCUUAUUGCUGGCUAUGAUCUUGACAUGUCAUAUAUCACAGAUAGACUUUUGGCAAUGUCAUUUCCGGCUGAACGUAUGAGAGCAGUGUACAGAAAUCCUCUCUGGCAGGUUAAAUCUGUCUUGGACAUGAGACAUCAAGAACAUUAUAAGGUCUAUAAUCUGUGUAUAGAAGAACGUUAUGAUCCGGAACACUUCUACGGUCGCGUGGAAGCAUACCCUUUUGAUGACAAUCAUGUGCCACCUCUUCAAAUGGUUAAAGAUUUCUGCGAAAGUGUAGAUUCAUGGCUGUCAGAAGACCCAAGAAAUAUUGCUGUUAUUCAUUGCAUGGCAGGUAAAGGUAGAACUGGUUUGAUGGUAUCGGCAUACCUAGCUUAUUGCGGCAUGUCAGCAGAUGAAGCUCUUCAAUUAUAUGCAGAUAGAAGAACAACAAAUAAUGAAGGAGUAUCAAUACCGAGCCAACGUCGUUAUGUAGGGUACUGGGAAAGUCUGCUUUCUGUCCCUAGAGGAAUUGGAUACGGAUCUCCAAGUGUGAAUUUGCCUCAACCAUGUAGCAGAGAAUUACGGCGAAUCCGAUUGUAUGAUACUGCAAACAUCGACACAGUUUUCUUUGUUAUAUCAGAACUGCAGGAGAUUCCUAACCAGGUCUACCGUCCAGCCAUCGAGAUUUGUAGGAGCUGCUGUAGAGCGAUUAAGAAAGGCUAUCAACGAACAAACAGUCCGCGAUAUUAUAUUUCUAUUCCCGAAGGUGAUGAAGAUGGAAAACAAUCGGAAAUAGAAGAACCUCGUGUUGUAGUUCAAAUGGAUACAGAAACUCCUGCAAUAUACCAGAAAUCUUGUUUGGACCAUUAUUUUGAUAAACCUAUACAGGUAACAGGUGAUGUUCGAGUGAUAUUCUAUGAGAAAAUGAUCGGAGGCCGUCUUUUCUACUGCUGCUUUAAUACAGCUUUUAUUAGGAACAGCUUACUACAGCUCACAGUAAAGGAUUUGGACAAAGUUGGGAAGAAAGGAAGAUCGAUCUGUGGACCUACCUUCUGCGUAGAGUUAUUGUUUGGACCUGCGAACACAGGAUAUACGUCUUCAAGUAUAUCCGUUGGCGAAAAUUUCAGCGAUGAUUCAUUAUAA